CCACAGGACAACAUGGCUGACAUCAAGGACCCCAGCCCGGCCGAGGAGGCGGCCGCCCGCGCCCGGGAAGCCGAGGAGCAGGCCGCCCUGCCGUACAAGUGGCAGCAGACCAUUGCCGACGUCGACGUCACCUUCCACGUCCCCGGCAACAUGAAGUCGCGCGACCUCGUCGUCGAGAUCAAGAAGCAGACCCUCUCGGCCGGCGUCAGGGGCCAGGACCCCAUCAUCAAGGGCGACCUCCCCCACGCCGUCCUCGUCGACGACUCCACGUGGACGCUCUCGACCAACAGCGACGACACCAAGACGGUCGAGAUCCACCUCGACAAGGCCAACAAGAUGGAGUGGUGGCCGCACGUGGUCACGUCGGCGCCCAAGAUCGACGUCACCAAGAUCCAGCCCGACAGCUCCAAGCUCAGCGACCUGGACGGCGAGACGCGCGGCAUGGUGGAGAAGAUGAUGUUUGAUCAGCGUCAGAAGGAGGCUGGCCUGCCCACGUCGGACGAACAGAAGAAGAUGGACAUUUUGAAAAAGUUCCAGUCACAGCACCCCGAGAUGGACUUUUCCAAGGCCAAGAUUAACUAGGCAGUAUAAUUACACACUUUUUGGGACGUGCCAGCACCCUCUCGAUCCUCAUCUUGACUCGAGGGCCAGCGCGGCGCGUUCCAGCAAGGCGUUGAACUCUCUCACUUGGCGCAGCAUGCCGCCCGCGGCGCUGGCCGAGCUGGCUUCGUCGACGACCCGCGCGAGGAGGACGUCUAGAUUGCCUAGGUCGGCUGCCUUUUGCGCUGCGCGCGACAGCUCCGGCGCCCCUUGCCCCUG
Messenger RNA from Purpureocillium takamizusanense, 819 nucleotides. RefSeq lists its product as uncharacterized. Lineage: Eukaryota; Fungi; Ascomycota; Sordariomycetes; Hypocreales; Ophiocordycipitaceae. The record is from RefSeq and is a predicted model, not a curated record. The coding region runs from base 13 to 582 and encodes 189 amino acids. Gene Ontology annotation, biological process: protein folding. Gene Ontology annotation, cellular component: cytoplasm. The transcript has 3 exons.